CAAGCAACUUUCUAUUUACGGUUGCCAAGCAACACGACUCUGAAGACACUGAAGCUUUGCUGAUCGUCGUAGUAAGUGAUUUAGUGAUCACAAUAGCACCUUUUAAAAUUAUAUGAAAAUAAUAAUUAACACAGUAAGUCAUUGGUAAAUAUGGCAAAACCUAAGGAAAAAGAACCCGUGGACAUAGUUCACCAAAAUGCUAUUCAUGUCGAGACAAUAAUGAAGGAAUUGAGACACCAGAAGCUUAACACAGAGUUUAACAUCAACCCGUUUAAAAAACUUCACAUUUUGACUGAUAAGCCCAUGUCUAAAAUCACUUAUGGAAAGCAAGAGGAGGAUCCUGCUUUUCUCCGGAUCAUACACGAGGCUCGUUUGGAACCAAUAAAGAAGUACACACAUCCUCAGACUGAAGCUCAAGAGAUAGGCUGGUUAUCCAGUCCUCUGCUUGUCUCAGAUCGCAAAGACCGGAGACUAAACUUCCCACGGCAGAACUCUGAAAUCACGAAAUACAUGGAAGCUGCCUGGCGCUUGAAGGAGCAGACACAAAAUCUUGGGUGACAGUUUGGUUUGCAUUCCAUGAAGUUAUAUUAAAGAAGGCUGAAAAAAUGUUGCCAAAUAA
Messenger RNA from Misgurnus anguillicaudatus (oriental weatherfish), 619 nucleotides. RefSeq names its product cilia and flagella associated protein 144 (gene cfap144). The record is from RefSeq and is a predicted model, not a curated record. Lineage: Eukaryota; Metazoa; Chordata; Actinopteri; Cypriniformes; Cobitidae. Gene Ontology annotation, cellular component: ciliary base.